CUCUUGUAAAAAGCCGGCAAACGUUAACGGCGCCGAGUGAAUACUGACUUCAUAACGUUAGUACGUUUUUAUUAGAAUGUAAUUUUUUUUUUUAGUUCUGUCAAGACUUUCUUCGUCGAGAUUCAACUGCAAGCAUACCCAGUCCUAAUGACGUAUUGAUCGCAAAUAAUACACAUAAGAGUCACACGCGGAACCUGAACGUUUUCCAAGUCCGUCUGGGCCGAAAACAUGGCGUCACCGCGACGAUGGUCGAUCGUGGUCGGGGCGUUCGUGGUGCUGACGGUCGCCGCGCACUGCUGGACGCCCAGAAACGGUUCAACCAUACAGGUCAACAGCCGGCCUCUGGACUUCUACGCUCCUUCCAACAUCGGUCGUGGCCAGAGCGCCAUCAAGCUGGGCGUGCUCAAGAACCGACUGAAAGAACCCGUGCAGAUAUCGACCACGCCGAUUUCGACAACCACCAGUACGGAGAGAUUCCGCCGUCAACAGCCCACCGUGCCCAGGUUGAUGGCCCGACGUCAGCACCAGAACCUCACCAUCGGCCUAGUGUUGCCGUACAAGUCAUUCGACACGCGCAUCUACACCAAAGAGUUUUCGGCCGCCAUUCACGGUCUGCAGAGGAUCUUCUCCAAGUCAUCCACGCACACCAACAUAUUCAAAUCGUACGACAUCCAUCACAUCAUAGCCAUGAAACAGUUGACGCCCACUCCUACAGCUAUACUGGACUCGCUGUGCAAGGAUUUCCUUACCAUGAACGUGUCGGCGAUUCUGUACUUGAUGAAUUACGAAAAAUACGGAAGGAGCACGGCGUCGGCUCAAUACUUCUUGCAGCUGGCCGGCUAUCUGGGAAUACCGGUGAUAGCUUGGAACGCCGACAAUUCAGGACUGGAACGGAGAGCCUCGAGAUCAAGUCUGCAGCUCCAGCUGGCCCCAUCGUUGGAACAUCAAACGGCAGCCAUGUUGAGUAUAUUGGAGAGAUAUAAGUGGCACCAGUUCUCUGUUGUGACGUCUCAAAUUGCGGGACACGACGAUUUCAUUCAGGCAGUCAGAGAACGAGUGGCCGACAUGCAAGACAGAUUCAAGUUUACCAUAUUAAAUUCGGUGUUGGUCACUAAGAAUCAGGAUCUGAUGGAACUGGUCAAUUCGGAAUCGCGAGUCAUGCUGCUUUACUGUACCAGAGAAGAAGCGCUCAGGAUACUCACGGCGGCCAGACAUUACAAAAUCACAGGAGAAAAUUACGUUUGGGUGGUCACUCAAAGCGUCAUGGAAAAUCUUCAAGCACCGCAACUGUUUCCCGUCGGCAUGUUAGGCGUACACUUUGAUACUAGUAGUGAAAGUUUGGUGAAGGAAAUCAAUACUGCCAUUCGAGUGUUCGCUUACGGGGUAGAAGAUUUCGUUAGCGAUCCGGACAACAUAAACGAAACGUUGUCAACACAACUGUCCUGCGAAGGAGACGGCGAGUCUCGUUGGAUCACUGGUGACAAAUUUUACAAGUACUUGAGGAAUGUGAGCGUCGAAAACGUCGAGCCAGCAAAACCCAAAAUCGAAUUCACCGCGGACGGUGUUUUGAAAUCGGCAGAAUUGAAAAUCAUGAAUCUUAGGCCAGGUUUAGGCAACUCUCUCGUCUGGGAAGAGAUUGGCGUCUGGAAGUCGUGGGAACGCGAAGGGCUGUACAUUAAAGACAUCGUUUGGCCCGGAGACAGUCACACCCCGCCUCAAGGAGUGCCGGAAAAGUUCCACUUGAAGAUAACGUUCCUAGAAGAAGCUCCAUACAUCACGAUGGCGCCACCGGAUCCAGUCACUGGCAAAUGUAGCAUGAACAGGGGCGUUAUAUGCCGAAUAGCGCGCGAAGAGGAUAUAGAAGAGGUAGACGUCCCAACGGCGCACCGCAACGGAAGCUAUUACCAAUGCUGUUCGGGAUUUUGCAUCGAUUUGUUGGAAAAAUUCGCAGAAGACUUGGGUUUCACGUACGAGCUGGUCCGAGUGGAAGAUGGAAAAUGGGGAACCCUUGAGAAUGGCAAGUGGAACGGUUUGAUUUCGGAUUUGGUGAACAGGAAGACCGACAUGGUAAUGACUUCGCUGAUGAUCAAUUCGGACCGGGAAGCCGUGGUCGACUUUAGUCUUCCUUUUAUGGAAACCGGCAUAUCCAUAGCGGUGACUAAACGCACGGGAAUUAUAUCGCCCACCGCAUUUUUGGAACCGUUUGACACCGCAUCGUGGAUGUUGGUAGGAGUAGUAGCGAUACAGGCGGCAACGUUUUCCAUAUUCGCGUUCGAAUGGAUGAGUCCUUCCGGAUUCGAUAUGAAGUCCGUGUCACAAGCGCCAAAUCAUAGAUUUUCCCUGUUCAGAACUUACUGGCUCAUUUGGGCGGUACUCUUCCAAGCAGCCGUGCAAGUCGACAUACCCAAGGGUAUCACAUCUAGAUUCAUGACCAACAUUUGGGCCAUGUUCGCCGUAGUGUUCUUGGCCAUCUACACUGCUAACCUGGCGGCAUUCAUGAUAACCAGAGAGGAGUAUUACGACUUUUUCGGGAUAGACGAUUACAGGCUCAGCAAACCGCAUAGUCACAAACCGAUGUUUAAAUUCGGCACGGUACCACACUCGCACAUCGACUCGACGAUCCAUAGAUAUUUCCCGGAAAUGUUCAACUAUAUGAAAAGCUUUAACAGGUCUACCGUUCAGGAAGGGCUCAGCUCGCUAUUGACUGGGGAGCUCGACGCCUUCAUCUAUGACGGAACGGUACUGGACUAUUUGGUGACCCAGGACGACGACUGCCGACUGUUGACCGUUGGUUCGUGGUACGCGAAAACCGGUUACGCCAUAGCGUUCCAGAGAAACUCCAAAUACGUUCAAAUGUUCAACAAACGGCUGUUGGAUUUCCGCGAAAACGGCGAUCUGGAGAGAUUGCAGAGAUUUUGGAUGACUGGCACUUGCAAACCGGACGAUCACGACGAACACGCGACCAGCGACCCGCUGGCCUUAGAACAGUUCUUGUCGGCAUUCUUGUUGCUGAUGGGUGGUACCCUGUUGGCCGCAUUGAUACUGUUGCUGGAAUGUUUGUACUUCAAUUUUUUCCGGAAAAAAUUAGCGAAAACUGACCAAGGUGGAUGUUGCGCCCUUAUCAGUCUGAGCAUGGGCAAGUCGUUGACUUUCCGGGGUGCUGUGUACGAAGCGCAAGACUUUUUGAAAUUCCGUCGUUGCAAGGAUGCGGUAUGUGACUCACAAUACCAACUGCUCCGAAGCCAGCUGAUGAGCACAUACUCCAAAAUGAAACAGCUCGAAAAAGAACUAGAACUGAGAAAGUUAAAAGCCGAAAGAAGGAGGAAGAGGUCAUCAUCUUCUUCUAGGUUAUUUCAGUGUUUGACUGAAGGUCAAGAUAGUUGUCCGGAUAAAAAACAAUUCCAAUUCUCACCGGCGUCACCGCUGAGACAGAGAGACGUGGUCAGACCGAGUAUUGUAUCUUCAGAGUACAUAAAUAGAUUUGAUCACGAGCCAGUCAGAAAUCGCCGAAAUGGAGACAGUACUGUGAUUCUGUUCGACGUGUGAACUCAACAGAAAAUCAAAAAAAAAUAAAAAUAUUAUCAAUAGUACGUUAAAACUUAAACAACAAUAUUAGUAUUAAACUGUGAAUCUCAAAAGAAAUAUUUUUAAGUUAUAAAAUGUUAUAUAGUAUUACUAUUAUUUUGCAUCGCUGUGAAAAGCGGCGGACGGAGAGAAAAAUAGACACUGAACUAAAUGAAUAAAAAACAAAUAACGCUCAAUGCCAUAAAGAAAAUUAAUUGUUUUGUUUUUAAAUUGUUUUGACGUUUCAAGAGACAAUAAUAUUUUUUAAAAAUGUUUUUUUUUUUCUGUUAUCUAGUUAACUACUUUACACGUUUUCAAUUUUACUACAUAACUUGAUAAAACCAGAAAUCUCUUGUCUCUUCUCAAAUAAAAAAAAUCUACAAUUUUUUUGUAUAAUUUACACGACUGUAUUUUUCUUUCAUGUUGUAAUAAAAUAAAAUAUAAUAUCGCUUACAUCAAAAUAGUUUUUCUUCGGCGCUCAUAAUAAAACGAUAGGUAGGGGAUUUAUCUAUCAGCAUUCCAGUGAUGGAAUUUCUGUUGUGUUUUGUAUUUCUUAUUUUUUUGUUAUAAUAUUUUAUUUAUUAAGAACGUUAUAAAAACAACUAAAAACCAACCAUAAUCAGUAACGAUUCGACCGAUCAUUAACGGAUUGCUCAAAUGUAACAUCACGAAUGUAUAUGAUAUAUUAUAUAUUUUGUGAUCACCCGAUUGUACUUAAUGAUAAUAAAUAAUUAGCCAGCCUCUAUAAUAUUGUACAUUGCCUUUAAGUCAUUGCUUUCGUUUCAAAAAUUAUGUAAAUAUUUACACUUUGCGCUAUACAAUAAGUAUAUUAUAUAAUAUAAUAUAUUAGCUUGUUUUUUUAAGUAACUUUAAUGUUAUACUUCAACUAUCUAUAUAUAUUAAAAUAUUAUUAUAAACUAUAUUAACUAAAAUAUAUAUAUAUGAAAAUAAUUUAGUUGGAAGCUCUUGUAGUACAUACCAUAGUAAAUAUAUGUUUGAUUUUAUCGCUAAUAAUUAACGUGACUUAUUAAUUUCAGAAUUUUUUCUAAUCAACACCUAUACAGUUAAUUUCACGUUAUUUAAUAAAUAGUAUUGUUUUAGUACAUGGCAAUAUAAGUUCUAAAACUAAUCAAUUUUACUCACAAAAACACCAAAUACCAAAUAUAUUCAAAAUAUCUUUGAGGUGUUUAUAAUGUUGUUAAAUUAAACUACCGUUCCAGUUAAUAUUAUUUCUCCUCAACCUUCUUCUCCUUUACAUUAUCAUUAUUCUUCUUCUUCUAAUUAUAUGCGAUCAAAACAACUAAUCCUUAGCUUUUAAUGAAAACAAUCUGCCACACAACAACCAUCACACUUUUGGAUUUCUUCUAUUUAUCUCUUUUAUGUCCAUUAUUAUCGUCCAUACUAUCUCUGUUUAUUCUCUCUUCUUAACAUUCCUUAACCACCUCAAUCCUUACUUUCUCAUCUUUCAGUUAAUAUUAAAUGCUUAAAAGAUAGUUAAUUUAUUUUUAUCUGGUUUACUUUUUGAGUUUCCAACGAAUUAUGUUUGUGCUAGAAUCCUAGAACUAUAAUUAUUAUUAUUAUCUAUUGGUUUAAUGCAAAUUAAAUAUGUACUAACACUAAUUGAGAAGACGCCACACAUGCCCAUUUUUAAAGGGUUUUGUAUUGUCAAUUACUGUUGAUAACAAAAAAUUAUGAGUAUUAUUCUAUGAUGAUAGUUUAUUGCAAUGUUUUUUAUAUAAAAAAAAACCCAAAAAUUCGCUAUACAGUUUUACCAAAUUUUUGCAGCUAAACGCAAGUUCCAAAGAUUUUUGAAUGAUUUUAAAAUUAACUAGGUUUUAAACACUUAAUUGUCCCAAUGAAAUAAUACAAAUUAAAUGCAGUUUUAACGAUAAAAUUUGGCGUCCUCUUCUGAAAAUAAUGUAAAUACCGCAAACCGGACUCGAAAACUUUUGUUAUUACGUUUUUUACAAAUAUACUCUAGCAUUAUUUUAAUUUAACUUAUUACAGACGACUCACGUGUUAUAUACCUACAACAUACAAACGUCCAUUCCUUCGUCUUAUUUCACAUUUUGUAGAUCUAUACAGUUGGCUAACAACAAAAAUUAUUAGUACUUUUUCGAAAUUGUAUGUAUUUUCCCCAAAUACUUAAAACAUUAAUUUGGCUAACAUCAUGUUUUAAUGUAAUUAAUAUUAUAACAUUUAUGUUAUUUUAUAAUUUUAUAACAAAUUUAAAAAAAAAAAUUGUCAAGUUAGAAUAAUUUAUAUGUACAUUUUAUUGUCGUUAGCACCAUUACACAGUAUUAUUAUUGUUAUUAUAAUAUUAUUAUUAUGGAUAAUACGUGAUUUGUAUGUGUUUAAACUUACCAAUUUGUUAUGUUUUUGUUUUGUUGAUUUAUUUAUUAUAAACAAUUUACGUUUGGCAUAAUAUUAUUAUUAGAAAACAAGUAAAUAUUAUUAUAACAUUGUGUUGAGUGAACGAGUUUGCCAAAAGCACAUUGCCCACUGUAAAUACAACACAAGUCACAGUUUAUCAUCACGCCUCGAUGACUUAACCCGUGCCAUAUUUUAGAAAUGUAUAAUAUAAAUAUAUUAUAUUAUGUAUACAUAAUAAUUAUUGCAUAGUAUUAUUGUUUAUUAAUAUCUCAAUGUUACCAA
Molecule: messenger RNA, 6219 nt
Organism: Adelges cooleyi (spruce gall adelgid)
Lineage: Eukaryota; Metazoa; Arthropoda; Insecta; Hemiptera; Adelgidae
Gene: Nmdar2
Product: glutamate receptor ionotropic, NMDA 2B
Exons: 21
Coding region: 229-3546 (1105 amino acids)
Biological process (GO): monoatomic ion transport; synaptic transmission, glutamatergic; modulation of chemical synaptic transmission
Cellular component (GO): plasma membrane; postsynaptic membrane
Molecular function (GO): transmitter-gated monoatomic ion channel activity involved in regulation of postsynaptic membrane potential; NMDA glutamate receptor activity
Source: RefSeq, a predicted model, not a curated record